AUGAACUUUGAAGAACUAUGUAUUAUUAUUAUUAUUAUUAUUAUCUUCCUUGUCCAAAAGAAAAUUUUAAUUAAACAAAUGAAAAAAUCUAAAAAAAUAAUCAUAUCUCGAUCAAGUGAUUAUUCAGGUGGUGGUUUUGGUUUUACACUUCGUCAUUUUGUUAUUUAUCCACCAUCAGUUUCUAUUAAUGACAUACUCCAGAUCUAA
Messenger RNA from Rotaria sordida, 207 nucleotides. NCBI's taxonomy places the organism in Eukaryota, Metazoa, Rotifera, Eurotatoria, Philodinida, Philodinidae. The record is from the annotation of a GenBank genome assembly.